AUGGCCAGCGCUGAGAGCCCGGCCAGCGGCCGCGGGGAAAUCCCGGGAAAGGACCCUCAGACUCAGACGGCCCCGGUUCAGAACGCUCAGCUGCUCGGCGAAGGUAGUCCUGGAGUUCACCGGAUUGAGAUUAUUAACUCGCACUUCCGUCUUGUUGAUCGCAUCUGUUUGUUUGCCAGUGUGUUCCUCAUCGCCUACGUUUAUGGUCUAGAUGGAACCGUUCGGUACACCUACCAGCCCUAUGCUACUCAGAGUUAUGGUCAGCACAGUCUCCUCGCCACGAUCAAUGUUCUCCGCGCUGUCAUCGCCGCCGCUGCUCAGCCUACCGCUGCAAAGAUUGCCGAUGUCUUUGGCAGAAUUGAACUCAUUAUUGUCUCCGUUGUCUUCUACACGGUCGGUACGAUUAUCGAAGCAUGCGCGAAAAACGUAGAGAGUUUCUGCGCCGGAGCUGUAAUCUACCAGAUCGGAUACACUUGUAUCAUGCUGCUUGUCGAGGUCCUUAUUGCGGAUUUGACCUCUACUCGCUCUCGUCUAUUGUUCUCAUACAUUCCAGCUCUACCAUUUAUUAUCAAUACAUGGAUCAGUGGUAACUUGACCGCCGCUGUUCUCAAAGUCACAUCUUGGAGAUGGGGUAUCGGCAUGUUCGCCAUCAUUUACCCUGUAUGUGCGCUUCCUCUGCUCACAGUCCUUUUCAUCGUCCACCGUCGCGCAAAGAAAUCUGGUCAGCUGGAAUCUUAUAAGAGCUCUUUUGAUCUUAUGGGUGGUCGUCAACUUGCAGUCGCGCUUUUCUGGCACCUGGAUGUCAUUGGCUUACUCUUGAUGAUUGCCAUAUUCGCCUGCAUUCUCGUUCCAUUCACGCUCGCCGGAGGUGUCAAAACAACCUGGGGAACGGCAAAGGUCAUUGCGCCCCUGGUUAUCGGUGUCCUGUUGAUCCCAGUAUGGGUCUUUUGGGAAAAGAAAUGCAAAUACCCAAUGCUUCCUUUCAAGCACCUCAAAGAUCGUGGCGUAUGGGCUGCCCUCGGAAUUGCUGUUAUGCUUAACACAGCAUGGUAUCUCCAGGGUGAUUUCUUGUACACUGUACUCUACGUGGGAUUUGACGAGUCGAUUCUCAGCGCGACACGCAUCACCUCACUGUACAGUUUCACAUCCGUCAUCACCGGAACUAUUUUAGGUUUCAUUAUCAUAAAGGUCCGCCAGCUGAAGCCUUUCAUCAUCUUCGGAACUAUGUUAUUCACCGUGGCCUUCGGUAUCUUGAUCCACUUCCGUGGUGGAAGUGGACAUGAAAGUCACUCUGGUGUGAUCGGUGGACAGAUUCUGUUAGGAAUAGCUGGUGGAUGUUUCCCUUACCCUGCCCAGGCUAGUAUCCAGGCAGUAUCUAAGCAUGAGCAUCUCGCUGUCGUCACCGGUAUCUUCCUUGCAUCUUACAACAUCGGAAGUGCCCUCGGUAACACAAUCUCCGGUUCCAUCUGGAACCAAGUACUUCCCGGAGAGCUGAGCCGCAGACUCGGAAACGAGACACUCGCCGCAUCAGUCUACGCCGAACCACUGGUGUUUGCAGCUGCGAACCCCGUCGGUACCUUUGCCCGGGAUGAAGUGAUCCUUGCCUACCAAACGACCCAGCGACUCUUGUGCAUUACGGGAAUUUGUCUGACGGUCCCGCUUAUUGCGUUUGCUCUUUGCCUGCGGAAUCCUAAGCUUACCAAGGAGCAGAGCUUGGCUAAGGCUGAACAAUCGUCUGAUAGCGAAGGAAGUGUUGUGCACAAUUAG
Penicillium longicatenatum is the source of this 1767-nucleotide messenger RNA. It is a transcript of the gene sit1, whose product is annotated as putative siderochrome-iron transporter Sit1. Gene Ontology annotation, biological process: intracellular iron ion homeostasis; transmembrane transport. The coding region runs from base 1 to 1767 and encodes 588 amino acids. The transcript is spliced from 9 exons. Gene Ontology annotation, cellular component: endosome; vacuolar membrane. Gene Ontology annotation, molecular function: siderophore-iron transmembrane transporter activity. The record is from RefSeq and is a predicted model, not a curated record. Lineage: Eukaryota; Fungi; Ascomycota; Eurotiomycetes; Eurotiales; Aspergillaceae.